GUCCUCCCUCCCUCCCCCCUUCCUGUCGUGCUGCGUUGCUUCCCUGGUACUGCUCACAGACGGACACGCAGACAGACGGAGACACCGACGAGCGCACCGUCGCGGAGACUACUACAUCGGGAGGCCCAACACCAGCCCAACUUGCCGCCAUGGCAGAGGUCUCGAUGUGUGGGUAUUUGCUCAAGCGCGGCGAGGUCAAUCGCAACUACUCGGUCCGAUGGUUUGUGCUCGAGGCGGCGAUGCUGUGGUACUACCAGUCGCCAAACGCGAGCAAGGCCAUCCAGUCCAUCUCGUUGGAGGAUGCUAUCGUCCGCAAGAGCGCGGCGCCUGCCGGCUCAAAGCGCCGCAAGGGCAAUGUGUACUACUUUGAAGUUGUAGCCCGCGACAAGGUCUGGGGCCUUGGCGCCCGGUCGGCUGCCGAGCGCGCAUCGUGGAUGUCCGCUCUCUCCACCCUCACGAUGAUGGGUAUGGAGAACAAGUACUUUAUCAAGGCUGAGGAGGUUAUUCGCCAGUCGGAGCUGUACAAGUACCGCCGGCGCCACGGAUCGCGGGCGCAGCGGGCGUCGGCGGUUGCUGCUGGCACCGCUGGCAGCGAAGGCACGGCCUCGUCGGCCGCCGUCGACGCAGACGACCCCGUGUCCGGGACUGUGUCCGGGCGGAUGUCGCCGGGCAUGCCUCCGCCGCUUACACCAACAACAAGACCAUAA
Messenger RNA from Thecamonas trahens ATCC 50062, 707 nucleotides. RefSeq lists its product as uncharacterized. NCBI's taxonomy places the organism in Eukaryota, Apusomonadida, Apusomonadidae. Bases 150 to 707 code for a protein of 185 amino acids. The transcript has 2 exons. The record is from RefSeq and is a predicted model, not a curated record.